Megalops cyprinoides (Indo-Pacific tarpon) is the source of this 4008-nucleotide messenger RNA. RefSeq names its product ras-specific guanine nucleotide-releasing factor 2-like. Gene Ontology annotation, cellular component: plasma membrane. Gene Ontology annotation, molecular function: protein binding; guanyl-nucleotide exchange factor activity. Bases 1 to 3627 code for a protein of 1208 amino acids. Gene Ontology annotation, biological process: Ras protein signal transduction; positive regulation of GTPase activity. NCBI's taxonomy places the organism in Eukaryota, Metazoa, Chordata, Actinopteri, Elopiformes, Megalopidae. The transcript is spliced from 28 exons. The record is from RefSeq and is a predicted model, not a curated record.
AUGGACCUCUGUGUACAUUAUGGUGAACACAGCCCCAUUAUGGUGAACACAGCCCCCAUGUUGACGCUGUGCCUGGGUGGACUCUGUCACUACUUCCUGGUUGUCUUCGGCCAUGAUGGCCAGAAGCCUCUGGAGCUGCGGACAGAGGAGGAGGCAGACUGCGACGAGUGGGUGGACGCCAUCCAGCAGGCCAGCUACUCUGACAUCAUCAUCGAGCGUGAGGUACUGAUGCAGAAGUACAUCCACCUGGUGCAGAUUGUGGAGACAGAGAAGGUGGCAGCAAAUCAACUCCGCACUCAGCUGGAGGACCAGGACACUGAGAUUCAGAGGCUCAAAGCUGAGAUUGUUGUCCUGAAUAAAACCAAGGAGAGACUGCGGCCUUACCAGACAAGUCAAGAGGAGGAGGACCCGGAUAUUAAAAAGAUUAAGAAGGUUCAGAGCUUCAUGCGUGGCUGGCUCUGCAGACGGAAGUGGAAGAUCAUUGUUCAGGACUAUAUCUGCUCUCCCCACGCAGAGAGCAUGAGGAAGAGGAACCAGAUCGUCUUCAACAUGGUGGAAGCCGAGACGGAGUACGUGCUCCAGCUCUCCAUCCUGGUCAACUGCUUCCUGCGACCGCUCCGCAUGGCUGCCAGCUCCAAGAAGCCACCCAUCAGUCACGAUGAUGUCAGCAGCAUCUUCCUCAACAGUGAGACUAUCAUGUUUCUGCAUGAGAUAUUUCACCAAGGCCUAAAGGCCAGGAUAGCCAACUGGCCCACGUUAGUUUUAGCUGACCUCUUUGACAUCUUGUUGCCGAUGCUCAACAUCUAUCAGGAAUUUGUGCGGAACCACCAGUACAGUCUGCAGGUGCUGGCCAACUGCAAACAGAACCGGGACUUUGACAAGCUCCUGAAGCAGUAUGAAGCCAAUGCUGCCUGUGAGGGGAGGAUGCUGGAGACAUUUCUCACCUACCCCAUGUUCCAGAUCCCCCGCUACAUCAUCACCCUCCAUGAGCUGCUGGCCCAUACUCCUCACGAGCACAUAGAACGCAAGAGCCUGGAGUUUGCCAAGUCCAAACUGGAGGAGCUGUCCAGAGUGAUGCAUGAUGAGGUGAGCGACACGGAGAACAUCCGAAAGAACCUGGCCAUCGAGCGCAUGAUCGUGGAGGGCUGUGACAUCCUGCUGGACACCAGCCAGACUUUCGUGCGCCAAGGAUCUCUGAUCCAGCUUCCGUCAGUGGAGCGGGGGAAGCUCAGUAAGGUGCGGUUGGGCUCUCUGUCUCUGAAGAAGGAGGGGGAGCGCCAGUGUUUCCUCUUCACCAAGCACUUCCUCAUCUGCACCCGCAGCUCCGGGGGCAAGCUGCACCUGCUCAAACAGGGUGGGGCGCUGUCUCUGAUCGAGUGCACGCUGAUUGAGGAGCUGGAUGCCAGCGAGGAGGAGGCCAGUGCAACAGGGCAGGUGUUCAGCCACCUAGAGUUCAAGAUCGUGGUGGAGCCCCCGGAUGGCCCGUCCUUCACGGUGGUACUGCUGGCGCCCUCGCGGCAAGAGAAGGCAGCAUGGACCAGCGACAUCAGCCAGUGCAUCGACAACAUCCGCUGCAACGGCCUGAUGACCAGCGUGUUCGAGGAGAACUCCAAAGUCACCGUGCCUCACAUGAUUAAAUCCGAUGCGCGUCUCCAUAAAGACGAUGUUGACAUUUGCUUCAGCAAGACGCUCAACUCGUGCAAGGUCCCCCAGAUCCGCUACGCCAGCGUGGAGCGGCUGCUGGAGAGGCUGACGGACCUGCGCUUCCUCUCCAUCGACUUCCUCAACACCUUCUUGCACACCUACCGCAUCUUCACCACUGCUGCCGUCGUCAUGGACAAGCUGGCCGACAUCUACAAGAAGCCCUUCACCUCCAUCCCGGUCAGGGUCCAGUAUCACUCAUCUGACCGCUUGUCCAUCACCUCCAUCUGUCCAGACUACAGCCUGAAGAUCACAAGACUAGCCCUGGAUCAGUCAAAGUCCCUGGAGCUCUUCUUUGCUACGAACCAGAGUGGCCGUGGGGGGGAACACGCAAAUGAAAAGUCCCCCAACUUGUGUCGCAAGUUCUCGUCCCCGCCCCCGCUCUCCAUCCCCUCCCGCACCUCCUCGCCCGUGUGCACCCGCAAGCUGUCCCUCAGCUCACCCGUCAGCUCCAAGGUGGGUGCCCUGGACCUGUCCACCACCUGCUCCUCCUCCGCUGCCAGCAGCCCCACCUCCACAUGCAACCCCACCAUGUCUCCCCCGCCCACCAGCACCAAGGCCCCCCUGGACCUGAGCCGGGGGCCCUCCUCGCCCGAGCAGAGCCCUGGAGUCCCAGAGGAAGGGGCGGAGCUGCCUCGCAUCGACGCCUUCUGUGGGAAACUGAGGCGGAGCAUCCGGAGAGCCGUGCUGGAGUCUGUGUCACUGGACAAGUUCAUACCAGAGACCCCAUCAGCUGGUGAAGCGGGUGAUGUGUCUCCCUGCCGGUCACCCUCCACACCCCGCCACCUCCGUUAUAGGCAGACUGGAGUCCAGACAGCCGAGAACACCCGCUGCUCUGUCUCUCCCGCUUCUGCCUUUGCCAUCGCCACAGCUGCAGCUGGCCACAGUAGCCCACCAGGUUUUAACAAUUCAGAGAGGACUUGUGACAAAGAGUUCAUCAUACGCAGGGCGGCCACCAACAGAGUCCUGAAUGUCUUACGCCACUGGGUCUCCAAGCAUUCUCAGGACUUUGAGAUGAAUUGUGAACUGAAGAUGGGUGUUAUCUCCCUGCUGGAGGAGGUGCUUCGUGACCCAGACCUCCUGCCCCAGGAGAGGAAAGCCACAGCAAACAUACUGAGCGCUCUUUCUCAGGAUGACCAGGACGAUGCCCAGCUGAGGAUAGAGGACAUCCUGCAGAUGGCUGAGUGUCCGAAAGCAGAGUGCCUCGAGUCAUUGUCAGCAAUGGAGUUGGCCGAACAAAUCACCCUACUGGACCACAUUGUCUUCAGGAGCAUCCCCUAUGAGGAAUUUUUGGGUCAGGGCUGGAUGAAGGUGGACAAGACUGAAAGGACCCCAUAUAUCAUGAAGACCAGCCAACACUUCAAUGAUAUGAGCAACCUGGUGGCAUCCCAAAUCAUGACCCACACAGACGUCGGCUCCAGGGCCAACUCUAUAGAGAAGUGGGUGGCUGUCGCCGACAUCUGCCGCUGCCUUCACAAUUACAACGGGGUGCUGGAGAUCACCUCUGCCCUCAAUCGCAGUGCCAUCUAUAGGCUGAAGAAGACAUGGGCUAAGGUCUGCAAGCAGACAAAAGCACUAAUGGACAAGCUGCAGAAGACAGUCUCCUCUGAGGGAAGAUUUAAGAAUCUGAGGGAAACUCUAAAAAACUGUAACCCCCCGUGUGUCCCUUACUUGGGGAUGUACCUGACAGACCUGGCCUUUAUUGAGGAGGGGACGCCCAACUUCACAGAGGAGGGCCUGGUCAACUUCUCCAAGAUGCGGAUGAUAUCACACAUAAUCAGAGAAAUACGACAGUUCCAGCAGACACCCUACAGGAUAGAGCACCAGCCCAAGGUCACGCAGUACCUGCUGGACAAAACCCUCAUCAUGGAUGAAGACACCCUGUACGAACUGUCCCUGAAGAUUGAACCCAGGCUCCCAGCCUGAGGGAUGUCUGUGACAGAAGAAGGCAUAGGUGCCCACAAGCCUGGCACUUUAUCAAGCUUUCUGUCAUGCAGGGGGGAGAGGAAGAAUGAAAACGACAGAGAGUGGAAAGAGAAGGAAGGAGUAGGUGGCUGUACUUUCCAGAAUCUUGCCUUUGCUGUGUUUCGGCAGGAGGACAUGAAAGCUGCUGUCAUCUGGUAUAUGUAAACAAACAUGCUGGAGGUGGAGCUUGGGACAUUCAUGGUUGACCUUGGUUGAAUGUUGAUUCAUGGUCAAAGGAAAAUCACUAGCAAGAGGUAUUCAUGUACAGCAGAUGAUGCAGGGGAAGAAGUGGGGAACUGUUUGACCCGUACUUUGUCCCUGAUUCAUUUUAAGCUGAGGGUG